Molecule: messenger RNA, 666 nt
Organism: Dipodomys spectabilis (banner-tailed kangaroo rat)
Lineage: Eukaryota; Metazoa; Chordata; Mammalia; Rodentia; Heteromyidae
Product: keratin-associated protein 5-1-like
Exons: 4
Source: RefSeq, a predicted model, not a curated record
GUGCCAGCCUGCUCCUGCUCCUGCUCCAGCUGUGGCUCCUGCGGGGGCUGCAAAGGGGGCUGUGGCUCCUGCGGGAGCUGCAAGGGGGGCUGUGGCUCCUGCGGGGGCUGCAAGGGAGGCUGUGGCUCCUGUGGGGGCUGCAAGGGAGGCUGUGGCUCCUGUGGGGGCUGCAAGGGGGGCUGUGGCUCCUGUGGGGGCUGCAAGGGGGGCUGUGGUUCUUGUGGGGGCUGCAAAUCCAGCUGUUGCAAACCCUGCUGCUCCUGCUCCUGCUCCUGCUCCAGCUGUGGCUCCUGCGGGGGCUGCAAAGGGGGCUGUGGCUCCUGCGGGAGCUGCAAGGGGGGCUGUGGCUCCUGCGGGGGCUGCAAGGGAGGCUGUGGCUCCUGUGGGGGCUGCAAGGGAGGCUGUGGCUCCUGUGGGGGCUGCAAGGGGGGCUGUGGCUCCUGUGGGGGCUGCAAGGGGGGCUGUGGUUCUUGUGGGGGCUGCAAAUCCAGCUGUUGCAAACCCUGCUGCUCUGCUGUGCCCCCGUGUGCUGCCAGUGCAAGGUCUGAGGCUCUGAUCACAGACACAGGGCACUGGACAGAGCUGGCCUGCCAGGAAAUUGAGCGGGACACGUGGCUGGCACAAGUCAUGCCAACCCCUCCCCCCAGCAUCCGGAGUCCCACAUAG